AAAAUUUCAAUGCUAUUUACACCUUAAUUAAACCUGAUGUUCACCACACAAAAGUUACAAAAGGUAACCUUUUUCUUUACAACUCCUGCAAUAAGAAUUGAAAAUUCUCUACUCUUUACACGUGUCCAUCAUCCCACUAGCUAUACUUGUGCCAACAACACCAAUCCUUAACACUUGUCAAGAAAGGACACUUGCUCCAAAAAGAGGAAAAAAGGUUAACCUCAACUACCCAAAAAAGGAGUGAAAAAAUAUAUAUUCACCUCAUCACCAUACAAAAACCAAAGGUAAAAUGAAGCAAUUACACAAAAAAAGAAUACCAAACCUCUAAAUAAAGCAACCAAUCACCACCGCCCAACGCGCACACGCCCACGCGCUCCCCUCGCACGCCACCGGACGAACACCUCGCCGACAACCUUUGCUCCGGCGACCGGAGGUCGGAGAGAGAGAAGAGAGAUGAAGAUGCCGGGGCGCCUGCUCGCCGCCGGAGCGGCGGCGCUGCUGGUGGCGGCGUCGGUGAUGGUGGCGACGCUGCUGACGGCGCCGCUGCCGUUCCUGCCGUCGCUGAUGCCGUGCCUGCCCGCGGUGACCGCGCCGUCGGGGUCCGGGUACUCGCCGCCGGGCCUCGCGGCCCUCGCCGACGCCGCCGUGAGGUACGCCACGACGCCGACCGUGCCGCAGCAGUCGCGCGCCGAGAUCUCGCUGUCGCUGGCCGUGCUCCGCCGCCGCGCGCCGCUGCGGCUGCUGGUGUUCGGCCUGGGCCACGACUCGCCGCUGUGGCACGCGCUCAACCCGGGCGGCGCCACCGUGUUCCUCGAGGAGGACCCGUCCUGGUACAGCGUCGUGCGGGGCCAGUCGCCGUUCCUCCGCGGCCACCUCGUCGCCUACCGCACGCGCCUCGACCACGCCGACCGCCUCCUCGCCACCUACAAGGACCACCCCUCCUGCCUCCCCGGCGGCGGCGGCAAUGGCGGCGGCGACGUGCCGCGCGUGCGGGGGAACGCGGAGUGCCCGCUGGCGCUGCACAACCUGCCGGCGGAGGUGUACGAGAAGGAGUGGGACAUGGUGAUGAUCGACGCGCCCAAGGGGUACUUCGCGUCGGCGCCGGGGAGGAUGGCGGCGGUGUGGACGGCGGCGGCCAUGGCGCGCGGGCGGCGCGGCGAGGGCGACACCGACGUGUUCCUCCACGACGUCGACCGCCGCGUGGAGAAGGCCUACGCCGAGGAGUUCCUCUGCGAGAGGUUCCGCGUCGGCGCCACCGGCCGCCUCUGGCAUUUCAGGAUCCCGCCGGCGUCGCGCCGCGGGAACGGCACGGCGGCCGCCGGCGGCGCCGGCGCCGGCGAUGGGCGGCGACCCUUCUGCUAAGGAAGUAAGGAUUGCGAUUUUUGGAGGGGCUUUUUUACAAAAUGGCCUCGAUUAAGCGGGUGAAAUACAAAUACUGCUACUACUACUACGAAAAUACGAUCGUCGUGUAGGAAAUUUCCGGAUUCCUCUAUCCUCUGCCACUUGCAAAUUCAAAACUUGGGAUAUUUUAAAUUUGAGGUAAACAUUCUGAACAGAGAUAGAUGCUAGAGAGUGAUUUGAGUCUCUCGAGAUCACUAAAGUUGGUGUGAACAACAACACGGUGUGUAUCUCUUUUCAGUUUGUAAUAAUAGAAACAAUGAGGUGAUUUUGUUUUUUUUUUUUGGUAUGAGUACAUACUAAUUUUUGAAUAACAUUGGUACAUCAGGUUAACCUUGAA
Molecule: messenger RNA, 1738 nt
Organism: Oryza sativa Japonica Group (Japanese rice)
Lineage: Eukaryota; Viridiplantae; Streptophyta; Magnoliopsida; Poales; Poaceae
Product: arabinogalactan O-methyltransferase 1
Biological process (GO): xylan biosynthetic process; plant-type secondary cell wall biogenesis
Cellular component (GO): Golgi apparatus
Source: RefSeq, a predicted model, not a curated record